GGCUGAUGAACACACCUGCCCAUGUCACUGGCCUGCUUCACAGAAACCCAUCUCUGCCCUUGCCGGGAACGUUUCCCAGCCUCAGAAAAAGAAGCAACCCCCCGAAGACCUUCCCUCAUGGUAUCUGAAUCUUGCUGAACUAUGGCUUUUGUCCUCUGCUCACUGCUGUUGCUGGUGCUGCUUGGAGGUCCUAUUUCAGAGGGGCAGUCUUUGCACAAGAUAACUCCUGGAACUUUGGAUCUGGGGUACUUACCUGCUGGAAACUAUGAGACCAACCUGCAUGUCGAUUCUGGGCCAAUUGAAAUUUUGUUUAGAAUUGUCCGAGCCUUCCUUUUUGUGGUGCAGCCCAAUCCUUUCCCUGAAGACCUCAUCAGAAAGGCUGUACAACAAAGGUUUGAGCACACAAAGGAUGAUUAUCAGAAGAUUGCCCACUAUGAAAUCGGCUUUAUUGUGUUGGCCGGCCUGGGAUUGCUGUUUGUUGUGCUCCUGCCCCUCAUUGGGAUGUGCUUCUGCAUGUGCCGUUGCUGCAACAACUGUGGCGGAGAGAUGCACCAGAGACAGAAGAAGAACGGCGACUGUCGCAGGCGCAGCUUUGCCACAUCACUCUUUGUGGUUUCCUUGAUAAUGAGCAUCGGUGUUUUUUGUGCUUUUGCCACAAACCAGCACCUUACAACUCAAGUUCAAGGAAUGUGGCCACUAAUAAAGAGUAAUUUUAAAGACCUGAGAACUCUUCUGACUGAUACUCCAGAGCAAAUCGACUAUCUAGUGAGCCAAUUUGAUACCCCAAAGAAUCAAGCGCUGUUAGAUCUGGACAAUAUUGGACCAUUGCUUGGAGGCCGAGUCCAAAAUCAGUUGGGAAAACAUGUCCUCCCAGCUCUUGAUGCAGUUCUGAAUAUGGCAGGAGCGAUCAGAGAAACCAGAGAAGCGUUAGAGAAUGUGAGUGCCUCCAUGGAGAUCUUGCAAGAGGGUACCAACAGACUCAGCGCCAACCUGACCGAUGCCAAAGAGAACCUGAACAAUACCCUCAAUGAUGCUGCCUGCUCAGAGGCUCAGGCUGCCUCCACCUGCAACGUUAUUAGGAAUUCAUUAAACCAGCUGAGUAUCAAUGCCAACUUCAGUCGGCUUCCACCGGUGACCUCACAGCUUGCCAAAGUCAGUGAAGUUCUUAAAAUUGAUUUAGCCAGUCUGGUUCAAAAGGGAUAUGCAGCAUUUAAUGAUACGCCUAAUUUGGUGCAGAAUCAAACCAAGAAUAUUCUGGCAGAUGUCAAAAGUGUUUUGGAUUCCAUUGGUACAAAUAUCACUGUUGUUAUCAAAAUGCUUCCUAUUCAGGAGACGAUAACAGAUUUCAUAAUUUAUCUUACUCAGACUGAGACGUAUAUUGAAAAUUAUUUCCCCUUAGUUGAGCAGUACGACUUCUAUAGAUGGCUGUCUUGUUUAAUCGCCUGUUGUUUGCUGAUCCUGAUUCUGGUCUUUUACUACCUGGGAUUAUUGUGUGGUGUCUGUGGUUAUAACAAACACAAGACUCCGACCAACCGUGGCUGUGUAUCAAACACUGGAGGCAACUUUCUCAUGGCUGGAGUUGGAUUCAGUUUCCUGUUUUCCUGGGCACUGAUGAUCAUAGUGGUUUCCACAUUUGUUUUGGGUGGAAAUGUAGAAAAAUUGGUCUGUGAACCCUUUAAAGACAAGGCUAUAUUUCAGGUUUUGGAUACCCCCUAUUUAUUCAAUCCACAAUGGAAAAACUACCUUUCGGGUCUCCUGUUUAAAAAUCCUGAUGUUAAUCUCACCUUUGAACAAGUUUACAGUGACUGCAAGAAAAAUAAAGGCAUUUAUACCUCUCUGCAGCUUGAUAAAUUCUACAAUAUCAGCAAAUUUCUGUCCAUUAGUCAGUAUACCCAAGAUCUAACAGUUCAAUUUGAAAGUAUUAAAAUAAACCUCAGCACCAUAGUUUUGCUGGAUGAAGUAGGAAAAGAGAACCUCUUGAAUUUCAGUUUCUCAGGAAUAGAUGGAAUUGAUUUUGCAGCUUACUUGGCUGAGGUCAAUAAGAGUAUAACAAAAGUGGAUCUAUUAUCAUUUGCCAAUGAUUUAGAAGCAAGAGCAGAACAGUUGCCCAAAGGAGCUUUGGAAAAUGCCCUGAAAGGGCAUGCAAACAACAUUCGAAUGAUCCAUCGUCAACAUGUGGUCCCUAUGGAGCAGGAAAUGAGCAUUUUAAAUCAAAGUAUCAGGUUGCUGCAAAAGACUGCUACUGAACUUAUGGUUAAAGUGUCUCAAGUCAUUACCACUGUGGAAGGUGCUCAGUUCCUCAUUAAUAAUAAUGCUUCCUUUAUUAUUAUUGAGGAAACUAAGAAGUAUAUGAACAUGAUCAUAGACUACUUUGAACAGUAUAUUCAGUGGGUCAAAGAUUCGAUCGCCUUGGAUGUGGCAGCCUGCAGACCCCUGGCCAACAUCAUAGAUACUGCUAUAGAGAUAUUUCUGUGUAGCUAUAUAACUAACUCUGUGAAUGCAUUCUGGUUUGGCUUGGGAGGUGCCACGAUAUUUUUAGUUCCUGCUAUAAUUUUUGCUGUAAAGCUAUCCAAAUAUUAUCGUCGAAUGGAUUCAGAAGAUGUCUAUGAUGAUGUUGAAACUUUACCCAUGAAAAAUAUGGAAAAUGGUAAUUAUGGUUAUCAUAAAGAUCAUUUUUAUGGUCUUCACAAUCCUGUUAUGACAAGUGCCAUGGAACAGUGGUAGAGAAUAUUGGAAUUGGAUGAGCCUCAAGAUGCACACAUGGAAGAGAACAUAGAAUUCUACCUAUAUUCUGAUCUACAAGCACCUUUCAAAUCCAGUAUGGUUUUUGGUGGCUUACUAGUAGUAACACAGCUUUAAAUCAAGGAACCAUAUGAUGUAACAUGGGUUGCCAUGAUAUGAGCUUAUGGAUGGUGCAUUUCCCGACUAGAGCUCUAUCACCAGCACGUUUCUCUGGUUAACCACUGUUCAAGGCUAAUGCCACUGGAUUUUCAAUGUUGUGGGGGGUGGGGGAAGAUGUUAGUUUUCGGUUUUUACUUUUUUACACUGGGUUUCUAUCUCAAAACCAUGCAUACCUGUAUAUCGGCUCUGUUUAAUGCUAUUUUUCAGGGAAUGAUUGCCUAUGUGUAAUC
Trichosurus vulpecula (common brushtail) is the source of this 3131-nucleotide messenger RNA. RefSeq names its product prominin 1 (gene PROM1). The record is from RefSeq and is a predicted model, not a curated record. Gene Ontology annotation, molecular function: cholesterol binding. The transcript is spliced from 26 exons. The coding region runs from base 142 to 2724 and encodes 860 amino acids. Gene Ontology annotation, cellular component: microvillus; cell surface; prominosome. Lineage: Eukaryota; Metazoa; Chordata; Mammalia; Diprotodontia; Phalangeridae.